AUUUAAUCCUAUUUUUCAAACACAGAAACAAUGCAAGGGCAGCAUGUCCACAUUCUGGAAUUGCAGUUGCCACAGCAAAACAUGAAGUUAAAAAAUGCUGCUUGAAUUCAUGAUCACAGUUCGGUCAUUAUUUCUUUUUGGCUUUCCAAGAUAAACCACCACGCAUCAGAAUGCAUAUUUUUAUCAUGAUUCUUCACUUCUUGCUUCUCUUGCAUCUUCUCAUCCCUGCUGACAUGGAGGAGGAAGAUAAAGUGGCCCUUGAGGUCAUCACUGAUAGCUCCUCCUGCAGCACAACCUGUGGACUGGGGGUCAAAACACAAACUCUGUGUUUGUUAAAGGACAGUGAGAAAGCGAUAGAAGUGAAUAUAAAUAAAGAUGGAAGAAAGGACAUCAGCCAGUCAGAUGUGUCAAAGAAGUGCAGGGUCCAAAAAGUAAAGUGUUUGGACUCGUGGCAGUGUGGACUGAGGACAAUCACUGUGACCUCCGGACAGAGAGUGGAGAUUGACUGUUUGGGAGAGGUCAUGGAGACAAUGGGAAAGUUCUCCUGGAGGGUUUCAUGGCGCGUUGCUCGAGGAAUAAUUAGCUCAGAUGAUUCUCUGUUUACUCGUUGGGAGGCCCCUCAUUUGGAUCGAGUGGUUCUGGACCCUGUCAGAGAGGAGGAUGCAGGUACAUAUCGUUGUAACGUGCAGGACACCAGCUAUCGGAGAUUGAAGAGGGCUUAUUGGGGCAUCCGAGUUUUACCCUCUGAGGUUGUCAAUCUGGACUACCAAAGCUCUCUAACCCAGUGGGAAAUGCCUGAAAGCCAGCAAAACCUGGGUGUGCUACACCUGACCACUGGGCGAGUUCUUCUUCAUGCAGAACAGCAGUUCUGAGUGACAGGAGAUAGUGAUUAUAUCUGUCUGUCUCAUAGUCCAGUGAUAGUAGUAUGAAUUACAGACCAUCAGCGUGGAUAUGACUUCAGCAAUGGAUUUCAUAGCAUCAUUGUCCCAUCAUGUGGCUGAGAGUACAGCCAAACCCAGAGGGUAGUCAAGGAAAAAGCUGUCAGCAGGGACAGAAGGCAGGAUGGCAGAUAUGAUAGAUGGUGUCAACCAACCAGAGCAACAGCCUACAUUUGGACACACUAGAUGCUCUUUUGCUAGCAGCAUUACAAACAGCAUUGUGCAAAGGUAGUAAGUGCUUUCAUCCUGGCAAGCCUCUGGAUUGGACUGGUGUGCCUCUACAGGAGAUUAUGCUGGGGAGGGAGAGACAAAUAAAAUAAAAGACACAUAAAAACAA
This is a messenger RNA of Girardinichthys multiradiatus, 1275 nucleotides long. RefSeq names its product transmembrane protein 81 (gene tmem81). The record is from RefSeq and is a predicted model, not a curated record. NCBI's taxonomy places the organism in Eukaryota, Metazoa, Chordata, Actinopteri, Cyprinodontiformes, Goodeidae. The coding region runs from base 171 to 872 and encodes 233 amino acids. The transcript has 8 exons.